Messenger RNA from Cydia fagiglandana, 741 nucleotides. RefSeq lists its product as uncharacterized. Lineage: Eukaryota; Metazoa; Arthropoda; Insecta; Lepidoptera; Tortricidae. The coding region runs from base 120 to 521 and encodes 133 amino acids. The transcript is spliced from 4 exons. Gene Ontology annotation, cellular component: nucleus. Gene Ontology annotation, molecular function: zinc ion binding. The record is from RefSeq and is a predicted model, not a curated record.
UGGCCGCUUCGAGAGGAUCGCCCCGAUUUUAUUAAUAUUUCUGCUCAACAUUUCAUUAGUAGAUUAUAAAGUACUAUAUAGUUGUGGGCAGUUAUUGUCAGUGCCUUAUAUCUUACAUAAUGGAGGAUUUACACGCUUGUAGCUGCUGCCUGCUGCGGCCGCCGGAGAAGGGGCUUAAGGUUAUGUAUAAACAUCUCGGCAAAACAGAGAUAUACUGCGACAUGCUGAGAGACUGCUUUAAUAUAAAUCUAAGCAUGGGAAAUGAGGAGUGUGGGAUCUGCGAGGUGUGCGUGGUGCGGCUGCGGGAUGCGAGCGACUUCAAGCAGCAAGUGCAGCGCAGCCAGGCCGAGCUGCGCGCGCAGCUCACGGGAGCGAUAGCUGCUAGUAACAAGUUAAAAAUCAAGUUGGAAAAAGCUCUUGAAGAUGAAACAAUUAUACGCGAUAUCAAGGUGGAGAAGUCCGCGGUAGAGAUGGCUGAUGGCGAGGUCGUUUCAGGUAUUGGAUGUAUACCGUGCAGAUAAAUGCUUUUAUUACUACUGAUACUUCACCACGAACACGACAAUGGCACGUUUUAUCAUUUAUCGUCAUUAAGAAAGGGACAGAUCACAUGAUAUGUAUCAUAUGAUCUGUCCUGUGAUUUUUCAAAGACGGCUCGACUGAUAACUUUUUUGUUUGAAAGACAAAUUACAGAUCAAGAUAACAAUAUAUAGUAGACGAUACUUGGUACUCUUGGUAGUUAAA